GGCGGGGAAGCGUCACUGCCGCCGCUGCUGCUGAAGUGUUACCGGCGUUAGUGCUCCUCCGCUGAAGAGGCAUUUUAUCACUCUUCCUCCCCCCCUUUCGCUCCUCUCCUCAUCCGACCAGCGGGGAGCCUGAGGGAUACAGACAGAGAGCUAAACACAGAGGGUUUAUGCACACAAACACACACGCUGGCUGGCUGGCUGCUCUUCUGACGGGCUCCCGCACACCUCUCGUCUUCCCUCACUUUCCUCUCCCGUCUUGAUGUCCUGUCCUCACCUCCAUGACCACUUGUAAAUCUGUGACACACAGAAAGGGAGAAAAGUGAGAGAAGGGGGCGAAGAAAGUGAAGGAAAAGAGAGAUUUUUCUUUCCCACAUACGCUCGCUGUCACGUUGUGAAGUCCUCCAGGGGAGUGUGCAGACAUCCAAAGCUGCCAAACACACACAAACACACGCUUGCUCUCACACAGAGACUCGGUCUAAAUGCGUACUCCUACAGGUGCUGAGGGAGGCAGGUGAAAACCAGGUGGAAAGGAAACCUAAACCGAGACAGACAUUUGGAGGAAAAGCAGCCGGGGUGCGAUGGAGCAGCAGGAGUUCAAGUUGGAUGACGGCAGAAAGCACAGGCAGUAGGCUGCCAACAUGGCCAUUCCCAGGGGACAUCCUCCUCCCUCUCCUUGGCCUCCUCUCUUCCUCCUCCUCCUCUUCCUCCUCCUCCUCAUCUCCUCCCCGCUCCCCCUGCAGGCCCGGCCGCUCCUCCUCCACCCGUCCAUCAACGUGGCGGUGGUGUUCAGCGGCUCCAGCUACCAGAAUGAGGUCAGAGGUCGUCUCAGCGGGGAAAACUUUGUCGACCUGCCUGUGGUGGUCAGCCCGGUGACCGUGCUGGUCAACGACACCAACCCCCGCGACCUGCUGACACGCCUCUGCGACACCAUGGCAACGGAGAAGCUUCACGGUGUGGUGUUCGAGGAUGAUGUGGGCUCUGGUGCUGACGCUCAGGUGGCAGAAGUAGCACAGAUCCUGGACUUCCUCUCCACUCAGACAGCUCUACCAAUUGUGGGCAUCAGCGGCGGCUCUGCAGUUGUCAUACCGUACAAGGCUGAGGGGUCCUCCUUCCUGCAGAUGGGAGCGUCUCUGGAGCAGCAGAUUGUCUGCAUGUUCAAGCUCAUGGAGGAGUAUGACUGGGGCGAGUUUGCAGUGAUCACCAGCAUGCUGCCGGGCUACGACACCUUUGUGGAUAUAGUUCAGUCCUACACAGAUACCUCCUAUUUCCUGUGGAAUCUACAGGAUAUCCUGUCUCUGGAAAUGUCUGUUGGGGCCAAUGAUGUGAAAACCAAACGCAUGCUGCAGCAGGUGGACUCCCGGGUCCUGCUGGCGUAUUGCUCCUACGAGGAGGCGCAGUACCUGUUUAGUCAGGCAGCUGAGGUGGGUCUGCUGGGGCCAGGCUACAUCUGGAUCCUCCCCAGUCAGGCCGUGGGCAACCCCGACAGCCCUCCACCUGUCAGCUUCCCCGUCGGUGUUAUUGGUGUGAUCACGGAGCAGUGGAGGAAGAGCUUGCGGCAGAGGGUGAGGGAGGGCGUCGCCAUCGUAGCUAAAGGGGCCGAGAGCUUCAAGAAGCAGUACGGGUUUAUUCCUGAGGGACAUGGCGACUGCACCAAACUGGCUAAACACUCAGACAACAACACUCUGUUCAGGCACAUGCUGAAUGUGACGUGGGAAAGGAGAGAUCUGUCAUUCAACAGCCAAGGCUUCCUCUCCAACCCUGCCUUGGUCAUCAUCGCUCUGGACCGAGAGAGACUCUGGGACAAGGUGGGUACGUACGCUCGAGGGAUCAUUCAGGUUCGCUACCCCGUCUGGCCUCGAUACGGCAGCUUCCUGGAGCAGGUUUCCGAUGACCGUCACCUGACCGUGGCCACGCUGGAGGAGCAUCCCUUCGUCAUGGUGGAGAACGUGGACCCGGGCACAGGCACAUGUGUCCGCAACACGGUUCCCUGCAGGCGCCAGUCCAAUCUCACAGACGGUAUUAUCGGCCACUCUGAGUCCUACACCAAACUGUGCUGUAAGGGCUUCUGCAUAGACAUCCUGAAGAAACUGUCCCGCACUAUCAAGUUCUCCUACGACCUCUACCUGGUCACCAACGGGAAACAUGGCAAGCUGGUCCGUGGGACUUGGAACGGCAUGAUUGGGGAGGUCGUGUACCGACGAGCUGACAUGGCCAUUGGCUCUCUCACUAUCAAUGAGGAACGCUCGGAAAUCAUCGACUUCUCCGUGCCGUUUGUUGAGACAGGCAUCAGCGUCAUGGUAGCCCGCAGCAACGGGACGGUUUCCCCAUCUGCCUUUCUUGAGCCCUACAGCCCAGCAGUUUGGGUCAUGAUGUUUGUGAUGUGCCUCACUGUGGUGGCGGUGACAGUUUUUGUGUUUGAAUACUUCAGUCCAGUCGGCUACAACCGCAGUCUAGUCAGCGCCAAAGCUCCUGGUGGUCCGACGUUCACCAUCGGGAAGUCGGUGUGGCUGCUGUGGGGCAUUGUCUUCAACAACUCGGUCCCCAUUGAAAACCCCAAAGGAACGACCAGUAAGAUCAUGGUCCUGGUCUGGGCCUUCUUUGCUGUCAUCUUCCUGGCCUCAUACACUGCCAACCUGGCUGCCUUCAUGAUUCAGGAGCAAUAUAUCGACACCGUGUCCGGGCUCUCUGACAAGAAGUUCCAGAAACCACAGGAGCAUUACCCUCCUUUCCGCUUCGGGACGGUCCCAAACGGGAGCACGGAGAGGAACAUCCGCAGCAACUACCCCGACAUGCACACACACAUGAUGAAGUACAACCAGAAGGGGGUGGAAGAAGCUCUAGAAAGCCUCAAAACCGGAAAGCUGGACGCCUUCAUCUACGACGCUGCUGUUUUGAACUACAUGGCGGGGAAGGAUGAGGGCUGCAAGCUGGUGACCAUCGGCAGCGGGAAAGUGUUUGCCACCACGGGAUACGGCAUCGCUCUGCAGAAGGACUCCCGCUGGAAACGGCCUAUUGACCUGGCGCUGCUGCAGUUCUUAGGAGACGGUGACACCCAGCGCUUGGAGACGGUGUGGCUGUCGGGCAUCUGCCAGAACGAGAAGAACGAAGUGAUGAGCAGUAAGCUGGACAUCGACAACAUGGCGGGCGUCUUCUACAUGCUGCUGGUGGCCAUGGGCCUCAGCUUGCUGGUCUUUGCCUGGGAACACCUGCUUUACUGGAAACUACGACACUCCCUCCGCAAGUCUCACAAACUUGACUUCCUGCUGGCCAUCAGUAGGGGUAUUUACAGUUGUUUCAACGGCGUGGAGGAUCCUGGGCGUUCCUCUGGUUUGGCCAAACCCGACCUGACCUCCAACUACGCUCAAGCUAACAUGCUGAAGAUGCUUCGCACUGCCAAGGACCUGGUCUCCACCGCCAAUGUUGAGACCUCUCUGGACAACGCCACCAAGACCAUAGAGCAUUUGAGUCGUCAUGGCGGCAGUUUGCCUGUUCGUAUCCCGCAAGUUGCCACGGAGGCCGUACCGGGAGGAUUUGCUUACAUUACGGAGAAUCACUGCUCGCUGACCCCGCCUCUGACUGCUGUUACUUCUCUGAAACAGCAGAGGGGUGUGACCAGGCCCACGCCACUGCGCUACACGCUCCCGACACGCUCCACUUCAUGUCUGUAUGACAGGCCACUUCCUGUGUCCAGCCUCAGCAGCCCCCAUCUGGCCGUGGGCGAACCGCUCCCUCAUCAGCACCCACACCACUACCAGACGACUGGGAGACUUUACGUAGACACCCAUCCUCACUCACCCUUCAUCCCCUACACUGACCUCCAACUACCUGACAUCUACACCUCUCACCCGCUCUCCUCGCCUCAAAACCAGCACCUCCAAGCGGGCUUCUCCCGACGGAAAAGGAGGUCCAAGAGCUUCCAGUGUGAGGAUGGGGACGUAGGGAGAACACAGAGGGAGCAGGAAAAGAAUGACACAAGUCCCGUCUAUAUGAGCGAGCUCAAAGCCAACCACCUCCAAGACAACCACAUCUCCGCCCCAAGCGUUGACAACAUCUACACAGGGGAGGGGAUGUGUCCUCGGGUGGAGAACUACAGCUCCUGGCCCCCAGAGGAUCUGGUGCUGAGAGGGAGACGCAGGCACCGCCGCCCCUCUUUCCUUAAAGCGACAUGGGGCAGCGAGCAGAUGCGCCAGCUCGACGAAUCCCAGUCAUCCCUGUCCAGCCAAUCACCUUCCACCCUGCCGGACUUGUUCCCAUGCAUUCUUACACCGACCACACCCGCAAAGCCCCACAACCCCGCCCACCUUCGAAACAACCUGUGCCUCCCGCGGAACCAGGCCUACCUCCACAUACGGGAGGACCAGAGGAGGCCCAAUGGGCGUAAGGGCCAGAGGCUGCGCUACUCCCACUCCACCCACCUCCCCACGUACGGAGAAGCAGUGCGACACGGGGCUGGGUUAGGGCGGGGGAUGGUACGCAGAGCCACCAGCUUGCUCAGCAGACAGUACGCCCACUACCUGAACUCAUACCCUGGACUACCCCUCUACCACGGCCCCCUGGACCUGCAGCACCACAGCCAGGCCUCCAGCGGCCACCCGAGCCCAGUGUGCCAGCUGCUGGCUUGUGGUGGCGGGAGAUGUGGAGGCCAGCGGGCUCUGCUGUACCAGGACAGUGUGUAUGGGGCCUAUGGGGUCUAUCAGGGAUCCCAGACUGGUUCAGAGGCCCUGGGAGGUCAGGGAGCAGGGGGCCAGCCUGUGGGGAGCCCCUGCGUACUCCGUCCCUGGCGACGGGUGUCCAGUCUGGAGUCUGAGGUGUGAUGGGAGAAGGACCUCCUAAGAUGGACGCUGUGGAGUAACAGAGACUCUUUCACAUGACCACUGUGGAGAGGAGGGAGUGGUUAGAUUAACGUACAAGGGAGAAACCAUGACUUGAAGUAAUCGUUUAUUUUCUAUGUGACUGUGGUAAAAGAUAGAAGUUUGGGUCUGCAAAACGUACAGAUGUUUAGGACUUUUUUGAUGUAUACUACAGUAAGAUAAGAAGACUGCACUGUUACCAAGUUAUCCUCGAGACACGUGCGGAAGGCUGGGGUGGGCAGGUUUUACUCACUUGCUACUUUCCUACGACAGCGCUUGUGUGUUUUCUGUGCUUUAAUGUGCACUAAGAUUUACAACAGUCCACAGUGUUGGCGCAUGGUUAAACUAUAACCAGAGUUUUCAUGCUGUGUGUGUGUGUUGUGUAUAUUUUAUCGUGGAUGGUUGGGAUUCAGUCAUGGGCGUAGUCGAGUUGAUGAACUGUUUACAGCUGAGGAGAAGUAGCGGAGGGAUAAGGUAUUGUCUCUUUAAAUACAGCCACCAAAAAAACAAGCAGCCACUGUAGCAAGACUUGUGAAGACAGCUGUGGCGACGUCAUGAAGAGUUUAAUUCCAAAAUUCAGUAUUAAAGCAUUUUGAAUCCAGACCAUGAAGAAUAUUUUUCACCGGUUACUUAUGUCGGUCAAUGGGUAAAUUUUGCUUCUCUUCAGUUUACUGCACUAUGCAUCACCCUGGAGAGAGAACACUGGCUCAAAGUGCCGUCAGGUCUCCACUGUGAUGCAGUUUGGAUUGGAACUGGAAUGGGUGGGAGCUAGCAGUACCGCUCAUUCUGCGCUUACCGCUAGUAACGCCGUUCUGACCCAGCAGUGUUGCCCUGGAAACAUUUUGCCCACCAUCCAGUCUCCCCCAGGGUAAUCCCAGUAAGUAAGUAGCUAAGUUAACCCUUUGCUAAGCCCCGCCCCUUUGUGAUGAUCUGUUAAGUUGCCAGAGUGAGCAAAGAGCCAACACUGUCACUAACUGCACUCCCUGAAGAAAUAUGAUCAUAUUUUUGGAAAAAUGAAAGAGUGAUUCCAGAGAGAAGCAGACAGAGGGGUCUACAGUCUGUGUUUGAAGGAUAUAUCCAGGAUGUCAAACUGACUCAGCAGCAACAACAAGAUAAAAACUGAAACUGUUACUAAAGUCUAACCUUCAGAUCACAGUGUAAAAAUGAACCACCACAGCACUGGUGAUGGAGACAGGAAACAGUGAAAUUACAGGGAAACUUUGCUGAUUUUCAACCAGCUAUGUGUCAUUGCAGUGUGUGCAGAUGAACAAUGUUUGGCUUCCCUUGCGGGCACACACUGCAAUGACACAAAGUUUCCCUGCUUCCCUUCACUGGUUCCUGUACAGCAG
Epinephelus lanceolatus (giant grouper) is the source of this 6199-nucleotide messenger RNA. Its product is annotated as glutamate receptor ionotropic, NMDA 2C-like. NCBI's taxonomy places the organism in Eukaryota, Metazoa, Chordata, Actinopteri, Perciformes, Serranidae. Gene Ontology annotation, cellular component: membrane. Gene Ontology annotation, biological process: monoatomic ion transport. The record is from RefSeq and is a predicted model, not a curated record. Gene Ontology annotation, molecular function: ligand-gated monoatomic ion channel activity; signaling receptor activity.